Spodoptera frugiperda (fall armyworm) is the source of this 840-nucleotide messenger RNA. RefSeq lists its product as uncharacterized. The transcript is spliced from 2 exons. Lineage: Eukaryota; Metazoa; Arthropoda; Insecta; Lepidoptera; Noctuidae. The coding region runs from base 1 to 840 and encodes 279 amino acids. The record is from RefSeq and is a predicted model, not a curated record.
AUGAGGAGUAAACAAGACAGAGGGCACCUCGGUGGUGUCCGCCGUGUGUGCUCAGCUGCAGCCCGCCGUAUAUAUACCGCGGCCCCAGCAGCACCGGCACAGCUCACCACCACCACCGCCACCAUGAGGACCGCUACACUGAUACUGGUAAUUGCCUGCAUUGGUUACACGACAGGAUUUGGUGCGAUAAAUUCCCCGUGCGGGGUUAGUUUUACAGGUGGCGUGAAAAUUGGAUACCAAUCUGAUCUACCUUAUGAUCCGAUAUCUGCUUCUCAAUGCCCGGAUGGCAGUAGCUCACCACAGUCAUCAAUUACCAAUACCUCUUUGACUAAAAUGACGUCAGCGCCACCAGUUAACGUCACCUCGGUGUCACCCGAUCCUGCUUCAUCCCCGGUCAACUCGACCUCGUCACCAGUUAACGUCACCUCGGUGUCACCCGAUCCUGCUUCAUCCCCGGUCAACUCGACCUCGUCACCAGUUAACGUCACCUCGGUGUCACCCGAUCCUGCUUCAUCCCCGGUCAACUCGACCUCGUCACCAGUUAACGUCACCUCGGUGUCACCCGAUCCUGCUUCAUCCCCGGUCAACAUGACCUCGUCACCAGUUAACGUCACCUCGGUGUCACCCGAUCCUGCUUCAUCCCCGGUCAACUCGACCUCGUCACCAGUUAACGUCACCUCGGUGUCACCCGAUCCUGCUUCAUCCCCGGUCAACUCGACCUCGUCACCAGUUAACGUCACCUCGGUGUCACCCGAUCCUGCUUCAUCCCCGGUCAACAUGACCUCGGUGAACGGGACCCCGUACAACUCGACGUCGCCGUCAAAUAACACGACGGCCUAG